UUGGUUUUCCACUUAGAGGCUGUUGCAGUCAAAAACCCAUCUCUUAUUUAGUUUCACACACAGUGUUGUUUGUCGGGUAGAAAAUCUCUCUCUCUCCCUCUUUCACACUGUGUUUUAUGUCACUUUCCAUGUUUUUUACAAUCUAAGCAAGAAAUUGAAGCAAAACCCACUUGAAGAACAAGCAUAGUAAGAGUAAAACUUGUAAAAAGAAGAAAAACCCAAGAAAGGGAUUGUUAAAAGAAAGCAAGCAAGAAAGAGAGAGAAGAGAGAAAAGAGGAAAGAAAAAAGAAAAAAAAGAAGAAAAGAACAUAAGCUGAAAAGCCAGAUAGGUAGAGAGAAGAGAAGUAAGAGAUAAUAAAGAAGAGAGGGAAGGGAAUUAAGGGUGAUGGUGGGUUUGGUUUUGUUGUUUCAAUAAAAAGCUAAAAAACAAGGUUAAAGAGAGAGAGAGAGAGAGAAUUUUCCUUUAGCAAAUGUCACAAGAGUCUGAAGAGAUAAAGACGAUUGAGCAGUGGAAAUGGUCCGAAAUGCAAGGCCUUGAACUCGUGUCUUCUGCUCCUUCUAAUCCUUCUUCUUCUGACCCUUUUAAAACCAACUCAACAUCUAACUCGCACUACUCUAUAUCACAACAACAACAAGAACAAAACCAUCAAGACACUGUACCUGAAACAAAAGAUAUGGAUAACAAUAAGAAAGAUAGCAAUGGUAGUGGAGAGAAGCAAGGGGAUGUUGCCACAGUUGGUUUCUGUGAGCUAUUUAGAUUUGCUGAUAGUUUGGAUUAUGUUUUGAUGGCAAUUGGGUCUAUUGGUGCAUUAGUACACGGCUCUUCUUUGCCACUUUUUCUUCGGUUCUUUGCCGAUCUUGUUAACUCUUUUGGUUCUAAUGCGAAUGACAUGGAUAAGAUGAUGCAAGAAGUUUUGAAGUAUGCAUUUUACUUUCUCAUUGUUGGUGCUGCAAUUUGGGCAUCUUCCUGGGCAGAGAUAUCGUGUUGGAUGUGGACUGGAGAGAGGCAAUCAACAAAGAUGAGGAUCAAGUACUUAGAAGCAGCUCUAAACCAAGACAUUCAGUACUUCGACACUGAGGUUCGGACCUCCGACGUCGUUUUCGCUAUUAACAGUGACGCUGUAAUGGUCCAAGAUGCCAUUAGUGAGAAGUUGGGCAAUUUUCUUCACUAUAUGGCAACUUUUGUGUCUGGAUUUGUAGUGGGUUUCACUGCCGUAUGGCAAUUAGCACUAGUCACUCUAGCAGUUGUUCCUCUCAUUGCUGUGAUUGCAGCCAUCCACACCAACACAUUAGCCAAACUAUCUGGCAAGAGCCAAGAAGCUUUAUCACAAGCUGGAAACAUUGUGGAACAGACGAUAGUUCAAAUUCGCGUUGUUAUGGCGUUUGUUGGGGAAUCAAGAGCAUUACAAGGGUAUUCAUCAGCGUUGAGAGUAGCUCAAAGGAUCGGUUACAAGAGUGGGUUUGCUAAAGGAAUGGGAUUAGGUGCAACUUAUUUUGUUGUUUUCUGUUGCUAUGCUCUGCUUCUCUGGUAUGGAGGUUUCCUUGUUCGGCAUCAUUAUACCAAUGGUGGAUUAGCCAUAGCUACCAUGUUUGCCGUCAUGAUUGGAGGGUUGGCUUUAGGCCAAUCUGCUCCUAGCAUGGGUGCAUUUGCCAAAGCAAAAGCUGCGGCUGCGAAAAUUUUCCGUAUUAUUGAUCAUAAACCAGCUGUGGAUCGAAACAGUGAAUCCGGGUUAAAGUUAGAUUCAGUUACUGGACUAGUUGAACUAAAGAAUGUUGAUUUCUCCUACCCAUCAAGGCCAGAUGUUAAGAUUCUCAACAAUUUUACCCUCAAUGUCCCAGCCGGAAAGACUAUAGCUUUGGUUGGCAGCAGUGGCUCUGGUAAAAGUACUGUGGUAUCCCUCAUUGAAAGAUUCUAUGAUCCCAACUCAGGGCAAGUUUUGCUAGAUGGGCAUGAUAUAAAGACACUCGAUUUAAGAUGGUUGAGACAACAAAUAGGGCUUGUUAGCCAAGAACCUGCUCUGUUUGCCACUACCAUUAAAGAAAAUAUAUUGUUGGGUAGGCCUGAUGCUGAUCAAAUCGAGAUUGAAGAAGCUGCCAGAGUUGCCAAUGCUCAUUCAUUUAUUGCAAAGCUACCUGAAGGCUUUGACACUCAGGUAGGUGAGAGAGGGCUGCAGUUGUCGGGAGGACAGAAGCAAAGAAUUGCAAUUGCAAGGGCAAUGCUGAAAAAUCCAGCAAUUUUGCUGUUAGAUGAGGCAACAAGUGCACUGGACUCUGAGUCAGAAAAACUGGUGCAGGAGGCCCUUGACCGAUUCAUGAUUGGGAGAACGACUCUUGUCAUUGCCCACCGGCUGUCCACGAUCCGCAAAGCUGAUCUUGUAGCUGUACUUCAACAGGGUAGUGUCACUGAAAUUGGAACCCAUGAUGAGCUCAUUGCUAAAGGAGACAAUGGUGUUUAUGCCAAGCUCAUAAGAAUGCAGGAGACGGCUCAUGAAACAGCUAUGAACAAUGCCAGAAAAAGCAGUGCAAGACCCUCAAGUGCCAGGAACUCAGUAAGCUCUCCAAUAAUUGCACGUAAUUCUUCUUAUGGUCGCUCACCAUACUCGCGCCGGUUAUCCGACUUCUCUACCUCAGAUUUCAGUCUGUCCCUUGAUGCCACACACCCCAAUUACCGGCUUGAAAAGCUUCCAUUCAAAGAGCAAGCUAGUUCCUUUUGGCGCCUCGCAAAGAUGAACUCUCCUGAAUGGGUUUAUGCAUUGGUUGGUUCUAUAGGCUCGGUCGUGUGUGGCUCCCUUAGUGCCUUCUUUGCCUAUGUACUAAGUGCUGUCCUCAGCGUCUACUACAAUCCAAAUCAUGCUUACAUGAGCAGAGAAAUUGCAAAGUACUGCUAUUUGUUAAUUGGGCUCUCAUCAGCUGCUCUAAUCUUCAACACACUACAACAUUCCUUCUGGGACAUUGUUGGAGAAAACCUUACAAAACGAGUGAGGGAAAAAAUGCUAGCAGCAGUGCUCAAAAAUGAAAUGGCAUGGUUUGAUCAGGAGGAAAAUGAGAGUGCUAGAAUUGCAGGAAGAUUAGCUCUUGAUGCAAACAAUGUGAGAUCAGCAAUUGGAGACAGGAUUUCAGUGAUUGUACAGAAUACAGCACUGAUGCUAGUUGCUUGCACAGCAGGGUUCGUUUUGCAAUGGCGCCUUGCCCUUGUCCUUAUAGCCGUCUUCCCCUUGGUUGUUGCAGCCACUGUUCUACAGAAAAUGUUCAUGACUGGUUUCUCUGGGGACCUAGAAUCUGCACAUGCCAAAGCCACACAACUUGCAGGCGAGGCCAUAGCCAAUGUAAGGACAGUUGCUGCCUUCAAUUCAGAGUCUCAAAUAGUUGGUCUAUUCGCCACCAACCUCCAGGCUCCUUUACGGCGUUGCUUUUGGAAAGGUCAGAUUGCAGGAAGUGGAUUUGGAAUUGCUCAGUUUUCACUCUAUGCUUCCUAUGCUCUUGGUCUUUGGUAUGCAUCUUGGCUUGUGAAGCAUGAAAUCUCUGAUUUCUCGAAGACAAUCCGAGUUUUCAUGGUCCUUAUGGUUUCAGCCAAUGGUGCAGCAGAAACAUUAACAUUGGCUCCUGAUUUUAUCAAGGGUGGUCGAGCCAUGCGCUCAGUCUUCGACUUGCUUGACCGUAAAACUGAAAUUGAACCUGAUGAUGCGGAUGCAACUGCAGUUCCUGACCGUCUUCGUGGAGAAGUUGAACUAAAGCAUGUAGACUUUUCUUACCCCACUCGCCCUGAUGUCCCUAUUUUCCGUGAUCUAAAUCUCCGUGCACGAGCUGGAAAAACUCUUGCUCUUGUAGGUCCAAGUGGAUGUGGUAAGAGUUCAGUGAUUGCACUUGUACAGAGAUUCUAUGAGCCAUCAUCUGGAAGGGUUAUGAUUGACGGGAAGGACAUCAGGAAAUACAAUCUCAAGUCCCUGAGAAAGCAUAUUGCUAUUGUCCCUCAGGAGCCAUGUCUCUUCGCUACUACCAUAUACGAAAACAUUGCCUACGGGCAUGAGUCCGCAACUGAGGCGGAAAUCAUUGAAGCUGCUACUUUAGCCAAUGCGCAUAAAUUCAUUUCAGGAUUGCCAGAUGGAUAUAAGACAUUUGUAGGGGAGAGGGGAGUUCAAUUAUCAGGUGGACAGAAACAAAGAAUUGCCAUAGCUCGGGCUCUAGUUAGAAAGGCAGAACUGAUGCUACUUGAUGAGGCAACAAGUGCACUAGAUGCCGAGUCGGAGAGGUCUGUCCAAGAGGCUCUAGACCGUGCUUGCUCAGGAAAGACAACAAUUGUGGUUGCACACAGACUAUCAACUAUAAGAAACGCCCAUGUCAUCGCCGUCAUCGACGACGGGAAAGUAGCAGAGCAAGGAUCACACACACAUCUACUGAAAAAUUAUCCUGACGGGUGCUAUGCCCGGAUGAUACAGUUGCAGAGGUUCACACAUAGCCAAGUCAUUGGAAUGACUUCAGGUUCGAGUUCGUCAGCUAGACCGAGAGAAGAUGAAGAGAGGGAAGCCUAAUCAGAUCACCAGUAAGAGAGGAGGAGUAUAUCCCACAUACCCCCUUGUGAUUUUUGAGUUUUUGUUUCAGUUUUAAUGCCAUGGUAUAGCAUAGUAUGUGUAUCAUCUAAUUAUUAUUAUUUCUUUCUUUCUUUCUUUCUACCAUAUAUUAUCUAAUCCUCUAUGAAUCUUUCUAAGGAAAUGAUACUGAAAAAUUACUUCCACGAGAUCGAAA
Messenger RNA from Ricinus communis (castor bean), 4743 nucleotides. RefSeq names its product ABC transporter B family member 1. The record is from RefSeq and is a predicted model, not a curated record. The transcript has 10 exons. Gene Ontology annotation, cellular component: membrane. The coding region runs from base 471 to 4529 and encodes 1352 amino acids. Gene Ontology annotation, molecular function: ATP hydrolysis activity; ATP binding; ABC-type transporter activity. Lineage: Eukaryota; Viridiplantae; Streptophyta; Magnoliopsida; Malpighiales; Euphorbiaceae. Gene Ontology annotation, biological process: transmembrane transport.